AAAGACACUGCGGUCGUCGAAGAGUGGUGUGCUGAGUUUUCCACACGGAGGGACGAGGCCGACAAAUCAGUCCACGGGCCGAGUGAAUUGUCUCUUUGUAUGCAAAGACUCCCAAGUUCCUUGAAGUUCCUGCGAAGAUUCCCAUCAGCGACCGUCACUAGCAUGUUCAGCUACAUCAUUUACCUGGCUGCACUGAGCAUGCUGGCAGGUUCUGCAGCAACAAGCCAGAAUUUCUCCAGCUCUGGUGAGAUGAACAUCACCUCGUGCCCCAUCACCUAUUAUGGACAGAUGUAUGAAAAAGUAUAUGUGGCCUUCAAUGCAAGCAGAUUUGCAGUUUGCUUCAAGGGCCUAUACAAACCUGGAAUCAAAAAUGACUGUAUCCUGAUGUCUGGAGGAACAGCUGACAGAGGUGGCCUGGCUGUACUUGCAAGAGAAAUACCCACUGGAUCCGGGGUCCAUAGACUUCUUCCAAACCUUAAGCAUGCUGGGAAAUGUGUCAACGUCAUACCACUGAAAGACAGUCAACAAUCUGAAAUUGAGCAAGUUGAACUUGGCAACUUUGGGACACAAGCAAUUCUGGCAAUCAAGACAUAUUCUGGAUACACACAUGUUGAUGUGGAGGCAGAUGCACAAGUCAAUGGCCUCACAGUUUCGAAGCAGAUAUUCCAGACAAAUGAAACAAACACAGGUGUCAUCACAGACAUUAGUGGGUGUCGACUCUCAGGUGAGGUCUAUAAAACAAAUACGACAGUAAGAUACCCAAACAUCUGCUCUACUGUUACAUGCGAUGUGAGUGGAGUCGCCACAGCCAUCAGUGAUUGUGGCCCCUUGGAGCAUUGUGAUGGCAAUGGCAGUUGCGUCUUGAACCACAUGUGCACUGCGACUGGCUCAACGGUCAUCGAUUUUGCUGGCCGGGUCCACUCUGUCCAGGACCGCUGUGGGUACACGCUGUUCAGGUCCUCAUUAAUCCCAGGUUUCCAGGUGCUGGGGAUGUUCCAAGAAAGACGCCGUAGAGACGUUAGUUUUAUGGAACGCGUGAUGCUGGAGCUGGCCUCAGGCGUUCAAAUCUCUCUGGAACAAGGGAGCAGAGUUCUGGUCAACAACAGUUUGGUAAAGCUCAGCGCCACAGCUAUGAUGGUCGACAGUGUGGAGCUCUCAAAGGACCAGUCCGGAGUGACUGCUAAGAUAUCGGCCUUCAACUACACAGCUUCUGUCCUCUUUGAUGGUUCCACUGCUCUGAUCCACAUGAAAGGGCCACGUGGAACACAUGUGCAUGGUUUAUGUGGUAAUCCCAGCAGGACUUUAAGUGAAGAGAAAGUCUCUGAGCAAAGUCCCACAGGAUGUGAAACACAGUAUGUUGAUCUUGUUGACCCGACAAUCAACUGCAACGCCACAACUAAAUGGUGUAAUCUCUUGAAGCAGGCUCCUUUCACUGCCUGCAACAUGUACAUUGACCCUGAGCCCUUCAUAGCUGCCUGCACACAAAUGCUGUGCAACUACCCUCCAGUGGAUGGUCUCAAAUGCCAGUUCCUGGAAGCGUACAUCAGAAGCUGCAGCAUCCACCACAACAUCACAGUGGAGGGAUGGAAAUCACAGACCGGCUGCUCUGCUUUCCGUCAGGACUCAUGUCAGGACAGGUUCUGCAGUGAUCAUGAGUUCUGUGGUGUGAGGAGCUACAGUGGGCAGACUGGCUGCAUCUGCCGGGCCAUUUUUGCCUCCAAGUACCAAUCGACAAGCUCCUUUGGAGAACCGACAGCCUGCGCGCACAAGGCUGCUUCGUUGACUCUUGCAAAAUGUCUCUUGGAGGACAAAGCCAUCGACUUCUCUGUCUUACACCUCAAUGACGAGGCCUGCAAAGGUGAAAUGGACAACAAGACCCACAUGGUGACGUUCAACUUUGACAGUAACAAUCCUUGUGGUACAGUAGUCAUGGCAAACAACAGCCAAAUUAUCUACAAGAAUACCAUCAUGACACGAAACAGCUCCACGUUUGACAUGAUCAACCGUCACAACCCAGUGCAUAUCGACUUCUCCUGUUUCUAUAGUAAGCCAGACAUCAAGAACCUGGGCUUCAAACUUAAAGACAGCUCUGUGACCCAGAGGAUCGCAUCUGGAGAAUGGAUUUACAAUCUCACCAUGAAGGCCUACAGCAGCCCUGAAACCAAUGAAGCGUUCCAAGUAAAGGAUGACGUCCAAGUGGAUCAGAAGAUCUGGGUCAAGCUGAAGACGGAAGGGCUGGAUGACAAAAUGGUUGUUGCCGUGACAGACUCCUGCUGGGCAACCGAUCAGCCCGCAGAAACUGGAACCCUGAGAUAUGACCUCAUCAUCAACGGCUGCCCUAACCCUGCUGAUUCGACGGUGAAGGUGGAGGACAAUGGAUGGGGAACAUCCAACUCCUUCUCUUUCAACACAUUCCAAUUCAUUGGCACGAAUGGUGAAGUCUUCUUGCAUUGCAAAGUAGAGCUGUGUGUCAGGAAGGGUAAUGUCUGCAUCCCGAGGUGCGGUCAGGCUGAGCGAAGGCGCAGAUCUGCCUUGUCAAAAAAUAAGGAUGAAAAUCCUGCCCUCAUCCAGUUGGCCUGGACUUACUGAGCUUCUAUGGAAACUCGACCGACCGAAAGGUCAGAACACGAAAUGGUUCCUGUUCUGUCCUGGUGAAGAGUCCAUGGUCAUUUAUCUCUGCUAUGAAUCUAUGGUGUCACAUACAAAUGUUAUAACCGGACAUAAGUUUGGUCUUGUCUUGGGGGUUUCUGGGGUUGGUGAUUAUUCCUACACCAAACAAAUGCUUGGUAAGUGAACAUAUAAACUUUGAUAUCGUAUGAUCUCUGAAUAAAUCAUGCAUGGAAUUGUUUUUCAUAGCUGAGUGUGUGGCGGGUCCUCCUCCAAUGCUUUAAAUUCCUCUGACCCAGUUUGGACAAAAUUGCAAGGUUGUGAGAACAAUGUGGGAAUUUAACGUUAAAACCUGCAACCUCCAGUCUGUGGCCUUGACCACACCAAAUCACGCUGUAUGCUUCAACUACCUUUGUCAUGAUAGUGUGCAAUCAAUUAAAAGUACAAGUGGAACAUUA
This is a messenger RNA of Scophthalmus maximus (turbot), 3065 nucleotides long. RefSeq lists its product as uncharacterized. The transcript has 19 exons. The record is from RefSeq and is a predicted model, not a curated record. Bases 100 to 2589 code for a protein of 829 amino acids. Lineage: Eukaryota; Metazoa; Chordata; Actinopteri; Pleuronectiformes; Scophthalmidae.